CUAGGCUGAAUUUUCUCCACUGGCUUGUUUGGGAACUGGCCUCUUCUAAGCUGUGUGGUACUAUUAGCUUGCACUGCUGCCGGCUGGUUGACAGCUGAGCUGGGACUCCUCAAGGCAGAGACCUUCCGGACGCGCUCAUUUCCACCUUCAACCGCCCUCGUCUCUCUCGCGGCAGUCUAGGACCAUUCUCCAGCGAGACAGGACAGAACAGGCUUGAGAAGAAUAGGGGGCAGAGGAAGAGUAAGAAGUAAAUGUAAUUGCUGUGAAUUCCUUUGAACAAUUCAUGAUAUUUAUCAUUGUGCCCAGUUUCUAAAAAUAAAAGAUGGGUGGAUUAUUUUCUCGAUGGAAGACAAAACGUUCAACUGUAGAAGUUCUGGAAAAUAUAGAUAAGGAAAUUAAAGCAUUGGAAGAAUUUAGGGAAAAAAAUCAGAGAUUACAAAAAUUAUGGGUUGGAAGAUUAAUUCUCUACUCUUCAAUUCUCUAUCUGUUUACAUGUUUAAUUGUAUACUUGUGGUAUCUUCCUGAUGAAUUUACAGCAAGACUUGCGAUGACACUUCCAUUCUUUGCUUUCCCAUUGAUCAUCUGGAGCAUAAGAACAGUACUUAUUUUCUUCUUUUCCAGGAGAACAGAAAGAAAUAAUGAAGCAUUGGAUGAUUUAAAAUCUCAGAAGAAAAAAAUACUCGAAGAGGUCAUGGAAAAAGAAACUUAUAAAACAGCUAAAUUAAUUCUUGAAAGAUUUGACCCAGACUCAAAGAAAGCAAAGGAGUUUGAGCCGCCAUCUGCUGGAGCAGCUGUAACUGCAAGACCUGGACAAGAGAUUCGUCAGCGAACUGCAGCUCAGAGAAACCUUUCUCCAACACCAGCAAGCUCUAGCCAGGGCCCUUCUCCACAAGUUCCAGUGUCUCCUGGACCACCAAAGGAUAGUUCAGCCCCUGGUGGACCCCCGGAAAGAACUGUUGCUCCAGCCCUAUCAUCAAAUGUGUUACCAAGACGUCUUGGAUCCCCUGCUACUUCAUUGCCUGGAAUGGGUCUUCAUCCUCCGGGUCCACCUUUAGCAAGACCCAUUCUCCCCCGAGAACGAGGUGCUCUGGAUAGAAUUGUUGAAUAUUUAGUUGGUGAUGGUCCACAGAACAGGUAUGCCCUUAUAUGUCAGCAGUGUUUUUCUCAUAAUGGCAUGGCUUUGAAAGAAGAAUUUGAAUACAUUGCUUUUCGAUGUGCCUACUGUUUUUUCUUGAAUCCUGCAAGAAAAACUAGACCUCAGGCUCCAAGACUUCCAGAAUUUAGUUUUGAGAAGAGGCAGGCAGUGGAGAGCUCAAGUUCAAUUGGUUCCUUGCCCUCAGGAAGUGUGAUUUCAUCAGAGAACCAGACCGGUGAAGAAUCUUUAGAAGAACAAGAUAUUCUUGAUAACAGUACAGAGCAGACAGAUGAGAAAAUAUCAGAUACAGAGCAGACAAACCAAGGGAUUGAAAAAGUGUUUGGCACAGAGGACCCAGAGGAGAGACAAGAGACCGAGAAUGAGGAGACCUCAGUGAAUGAAGCCAAAUCAACAGUUCCCAGAGCGGAUUCUAUUCCGAAUCCUGAACUCAGUGGAGAAUCUCUCGUGGCAGUGUAGUAAAUGCUUCCACGUGCCUUUCACUGGACAUUUGUAGUCUUGAUGUCAGUUACUGCUUUGUAGGUGUUGCUUUCUUUCCCCCCUUCCCCUCAAAGGAUGUGCUUGAUAUCAUUUGAAUUCAGAUUGCUUAGCUCUUUUAACAUGUCAGAGGUGUAGCUACUGGGUAUUAAAUUAAAGGCAAGUGAUACCAGUAAAGUAAGAUCCUUUGGAAUGUACAAAGAUCCACACCGUUUAAUCAGCUUUUAGAUGUUUUCUAAAAGUAAACAAACAUAG
This is a messenger RNA of Hyaena hyaena (striped hyena), 1885 nucleotides long. RefSeq names its product lunapark, ER junction formation factor (gene LNPK). Lineage: Eukaryota; Metazoa; Chordata; Mammalia; Carnivora; Hyaenidae. Gene Ontology annotation, cellular component: endoplasmic reticulum tubular network. The transcript has 13 exons. Bases 323 to 1612 code for a protein of 429 amino acids. The record is from RefSeq and is a predicted model, not a curated record. Gene Ontology annotation, biological process: endoplasmic reticulum tubular network organization.